This is a messenger RNA of Salvelinus fontinalis (brook trout), 3417 nucleotides long. It is a transcript of the gene bicdl2l, whose product is annotated as bicaudal-D-related protein 2-like. Gene Ontology annotation, biological process: vesicle transport along microtubule; Golgi to secretory granule transport. Bases 1779 to 3161 code for a protein of 460 amino acids. NCBI's taxonomy places the organism in Eukaryota, Metazoa, Chordata, Actinopteri, Salmoniformes, Salmonidae. The transcript has 7 exons. The record is from RefSeq and is a predicted model, not a curated record.
AAAUAUUUUAUAUUUGAGAUUCUUCAAAGUAGCCACCUUUUGCCUUGACAGCUUUGCAUACACUUGGUAUUCUUUCAACCAGUUCCAUGAGGUAGUCACCUGGAAUGCAUUUCAAUUAACAGGUGUGCCUUGUUAAGUUCAUUUCUGGAAUUUCUUUCCUUCUUAAUGCGUUUCGGCCAGUCAGUUGUGUUGUAACAAGGUAUGGGUUGGGGGUAUGCAGAAGAUAGCCCUAUCUGGUAAAAGUCCAUAUUAUUGCAAGAACAGCUCAAAUAAGCAAACAGUCCAUCAUUAUUUUAAGACAUGAAUGUCAGUCAAUCCGCAAAUGUCAAGAACUUUGAAAGUUUCUUCAAGUGCAGUCGGAAAAACCAUCAAGCGCUAUGAUGAAACUGGCUCUCAUGAGGACCGCCACAGGAAAGGAAGCACCAGAUUUACCUCUACUGCACAGGAUAAGUUCAUUAUAGUUACCAGCCUCAGAAAUUGCAGCCCAAAUAAAUUCAGACAUCUCAGCAUCAACUGUUCAGAGGAGACUGUGUGAAUCAGGCCUUCAUGAUAAAAUUGCUACAAAGAAACCAUUAAGAAGACUUGCUUGGGUCAAGAAAAACGAGCAAUGGAUAUUAGACUGGUGGAAAUCUGUCCUUUGGUCUGAUAAGUACAAAUUUUAGAUUUUUAGUUCCAACCCCUGUGUCUUUGUGAGACGCAGAGUAGGUGAACGGAUGAUCUCUGCAUUUGUGGUUCCCACUGUGAAGCAUGGAGGAGGUGUGGGGGUGCUUUGCUGGUGACACUGUCAGUGAUUUAUUUAGAAUUCAAGGCACGCUUAACCAGCAUGGCUCCCACAGCAUUCUGCAGCGAUACGCCAUCCCAUCUGGUUUGAUCUUAGUCCCACUAUCAUUUGUUUUUCAACAGGAAAAUUACCCAACACACAUCCAGGCUGUGUAAGGGCUAUUUUACCAAUAAGAAGAGUGACGGAGUGCUGCAUCAGAGGACCUGGCCUGUUCAAUCACCCAACCUCAACCCAAUUGAGGUGGUUUGGGAUGAGUUGGACCGCAGAGUGAUGUAAAAGCAGCCAAGUGCUCAGCAUAUGUGGGAACUCCUUCAAGACUGUUGGAAAAGCAUUCCAGGUGAAGCUGGUUGAGAGAAUGCCAAGAGAGUGAAAAGCUGUCAUCAAGGCAAAGGGUGGCUACUUUGAAGAAUCAAAAAUAUUUUGAUUUGAUUAACACUUUUUUUAGUUGCUACAUGAUUCCUUAUGUGUUUAUUAUUCUUCAAUGUAGAAAAUAGUAAAAGUAAAGAAAAACCCUUGAAUGAGUAGGUUUGUCCAAACAUUUUACUGGUACUGUAUAUAUAUUUUUUUACCAAGCGAAACUUCUCAAAAGGCACCGAAUUGGUGGAACGACCUCUCUCUUUUGUACUCUCCCUCCCAUGUCUUGCCUCUUAUCUCUCUCACACAUUUGCUCCUCAUCCCUUCUGAAAUGGUGUAUGUGUAGCUUGGCAUUGUUAUAUGAUGACAGGGCAGUAUAAACAGAUAGGUAUCGUACGUCAUGUCUGUAAUCUGUCUCUGAUUGUGUUAGGACAUCAAAGGUCCAAGCCCUGAAAUGUUGACGUGCCCGUAUCCAGGCUACCAUCACCGUAGCAAUAGAAGUUAAAGGGAGAAAAAAAGCCUCUUCUCACUGCCAGUAUUUUUUUUUUGUCCCAGUGAGAUUGUGAGCUCCUCUCUUCAAUUCUCUCUCGAACUCUCCUCUUGUCGGUUUACUGUUUGGUGGUUGUGACCCCUCUAUUAUACCAUGGGAGACCCUGUGCCUUUCUCCAUCCUGAACGAGAGACUGAGACCACAGUUCACUGCCAUGGAACAACUCUGCUACUCCCUGCACACCCUGGAAGAUGGACACCAGCUGCCUGGCACUGUCUGUGGCAGUUCAACCACACGGUCUACAAUACUGAGAGAGGAAAUACAAACACAGGACGAUUCAAGCUCGACCAUGACUGAACCAGAGGAUGACCCAGAGAAGGAGGAUGUGGUCACAGAAGGGUCGACUUCGCUGACCGAAGAGGGGGACAAUUGUCAUGAUCUGUUGACCAUGACCAGUACCUGCUUGAUGCCGUCUUUGACCGCAGAAGAUGCUGGUCCUGAUGGUUCUGGUGAGCUGGCCAUGGUCAAGGAGAGUUUGGCCAUAGAGAAUGGCGAUCCAGGUGGUUUGACCAUGGUCAGUGAGGGAGAUGGUUCUGAUGAGGUCAGUGAGGAUAAGAGCCCUUUCAGACGGAGCUACGUAGACAGAACCUUACCGGACCUCAUCAGGAGUGAACGACAGCUCGGCAGACGCAGAACAUUAGGACCAGUGUCAGACACGUUGAAGGAAGUGCGUCGGGAGGUGGCGCUGUCAGUGAGACGCAGUCUGAGGCUGAAGGCUCAGGUGGACAAACUACAGGAGAACAGAGACGAACCGGGAUGGAGCCAACACAGGGAGAAGGUUACAGAGGACGUUCAGUCCGUUCUGAGGUUGUUGCUUCCUCUGACAGAAGCAGAGUCCAGCACAGUAGAACCAUCUGUUCAGGAGAGCAGUCUGGAUACAGCGCUGGUCCUGCUGCAGAACGUCGCACGCAAACUAGCUCUCAGCCACACAGCACAGGAUUCCCAGUUCUGGGUUAAAAAAGGGAAUGGUGUGGAUGACAGUGCUGUUCUACAACAGGCACUACGUGACAGAGACGAUGCCAUGGACAAGAAGAAGGCCAUGGAGGCGGAGCUUCUCCGCAGUAAGACAGAGAUGAUGUUACUGAACAACCAGCUGUUGGAGGCUGUGCAGAAACGACUGGAGCUCUCACUGGAACUAGAGGCCUGGAAGGACGACAUCCAGAGGAUCCUGCAGCAGCAGCUCCAGAGCCAGCAGGCAGCAGAACAAGCCCAGAGGAAACCCUCCCGUCUGGGGCUGCUGAGGAGGACUAAAGAACCCCCACAGAGGCUAGCCUCCACCCCUACCACCUUGACCUACACCCCUGGACAGGUCGUCCAUACCCCUGCCCCCUCUCCGGCCCCUGUUACAUGGAGGGACAGGCUGAAGAGGGGGAAGACGGGUCGUCAUGGUGACCAGGAUGCAGCGCAGGCGUCACCGGUGUCGCGGUCGUCGAGUAGCAGCAGCAGACUGGAGAGGUUUCAUACCAUAGACUUAUAAUACAACAUAGCAUGAGAGGGACAAAUCAUAGAUACUUUAUACAUUUUUUAAACUGCUGAUUCCUACUGGGAGAGAUACAUGGAUUGAGCUGAUAGUUGACAUGCAUUACACACAUUCACAUAGAUUAAUUCUCUACUUGAGGAAAACAUUAUUCAGUGGUAAUGGUGAACUUCAUACUACAUUUGGGUUGUAGAUUCCCUCCAACUGUAAUCAUUAAACUAUAACGCGUGUCUUUGAUUAAAGUAAUUUAAACGUC